AUGUAUAAGGAGAAGAAGUUGAUCCAGGAAUCUCCAUUCGCGGUGUUCAAAACAUCACCAACUGAAGCAGAAGUUGCUACACAAUUUGCAGAUGAUGUUGUGCUUGUCACACUGGACGUGGUUGAUGUUGCAAAUGAGGUGGGCGUUACGGACAAGCUCGAGGACGUGGACAAGCUCGAGGACGUGGACAAGCUCGAGGACGUGGACAAGCUCGAGGACGUGGACAAGCUCGAGGACCUCGAGGACGUGGACAAGCUCGAGGACGUGGACAAGCUCGAGGACGUGGACAAGCUCAAAGUCGCAGACGUGGUGGAAGAUGCAGACGUGGUGGAAGAUGCAGGAACAAGGUUGUACAUAUAG
Molecule: messenger RNA, 360 nt
Organism: Cladophialophora immunda
Lineage: Eukaryota; Fungi; Ascomycota; Eurotiomycetes; Chaetothyriales; Herpotrichiellaceae
Exons: 3
Coding region: 1-360 (119 amino acids)
Source: RefSeq, a predicted model, not a curated record